GCUAGCACGGUCAUUUGAUUCCUUACAGUAUAGAUCUACAUGCAUGGUCGGAAGGUUCAUCAUUCACUAACAGCUACGACUACGACAGUGCUUUAUUUGCAUCGCGCGUGAACGUAGAAAUGGCAUACAGGUGGGAUUCCACCUGAUCAGCUCAGCUGCACACUCGCCACGCACAAACUCUAGUAUUUCCCAGCAGAUGCUGAUCCAAAAGGUUUGUGCGGCAUGCAGUACGGAGGAAUGCCGACCAGCAGUUGGAUUAUUUUGAAUUUCUUGGACAUUUGGACUGGCCGGCCUGCCCUGGCCUGGCCUGAAUAAGAGGAGCACCGGCAGCGAUUGUUCCUUGUCCAUCUCCAUCUCCAUCCAUCCACCUGUAGGCUUCAGCAACGUAACCCAACCAAAAGCUAGCAGACGACGAUGCACCCGGUGCCUCCGCGGUCGAGCCCCGGCAACAUCGCCGCCGCCACGCGGGUGCACCCUUCCGACGCCGACGCCCUUCACCACAGCUGCCCCGCCGCCGCGGAUCACCAGCCGGCGCUGUACACGGUGUGGAAGAGGUCCAGCAUGGGCUUCCAGGGCACCGACGGCUUCUGCGUCUACGACGACGCCGGCGCCCUCGCCUUCCGCGUCGACAACUACUCAAGGCGCCGCAAGCUCUUCGCCGGCGAGCUCCUGCUCAUGGACGGCCAUGGCGCGCCCCUUCUCGCACUCCGCCCACAGUCUGCAGUCUGUCAGAACCUUGUGAUUGGCUUUCUAUAA
This is a messenger RNA of Panicum virgatum (switchgrass), 756 nucleotides long. Its product is annotated as protein LURP-one-related 8-like. Bases 415 to 756 code for a protein of 113 amino acids. Lineage: Eukaryota; Viridiplantae; Streptophyta; Magnoliopsida; Poales; Poaceae. The record is from RefSeq and is a predicted model, not a curated record. The transcript is spliced from 2 exons.